Messenger RNA from Pleurotus ostreatus (oyster mushroom), 372 nucleotides. RefSeq lists its product as uncharacterized. NCBI's taxonomy places the organism in Eukaryota, Fungi, Basidiomycota, Agaricomycetes, Agaricales, Pleurotaceae. The transcript has 3 exons. The record is from RefSeq and is a predicted model, not a curated record. The coding region runs from base 1 to 372 and encodes 123 amino acids.
AUGUGGAAACACUUCUUACACCCACAGUCGCCAUUAUCCAACACCUAUUGGGUCAAACGCGCCUUCUUCUGCGACACUAAGCCGGAUAGCGAAUUCGAUGCGUUCGCUAAGAACAUGUCGCACUAUGAAAGCCUUCAACCAGAUAUACGCCUGACUACAUUCCGCACGUCGACCAGCCUUCCAGCAUCAUCCCAAGCGGCCGAUGGAAGCCGUCAACUGAGAGGUGCUGCUGAGCAUUAUCGUGGUAGCGUUGUGGAUCUGAUCAAGGCAAAGAAGUUGGAUUCAGAAUCGAGUGGUCUCUUGGGGGACGAUAAUGAUCUUCAGUGGGAUGACGGUGUCCGUGAGGCCGUAGAAUUCUACGAGCAACUUUAA